GUCUCCCCCCAUGGGGCCGCGCCGGCUGUACUCCCUGUUCCCUCGUCUCAGUACGCGGAUUUACUGGCUGCCUCGGCUAUUAUCCAUCCGACCCAGCCAUUCCGAUCCUGACCUGGAGCCGGCUCCGGAAAGCCUCGAGAAGGGGAGGGCCGAACUCGGCCGGAGCUGAGCAUCGUCUGGGUGGGCUGCGGGACCGCGGCCUUUCCGCAGGCAGCACCACCUGUCGCCUGGCUAGACGUCGGGUGAGAGAAACGAUGUUGUCCAGGUUUAAAAUAGUUGCCACUCCUUGUACUCUGGCAUGUCGUCAUUUGCACAUAAAAGAGAAAGGCAAGCCACUUAUGUUGAACCCAAGAACAAACAAGGGGAUGGCAUUUACAUUACAGGAACGACAAAUGCUUGGUCUUCAAGGACUUCUACCUCCCAAAAUAGAGACACAAGAUAUUCAAGCCUUACGAUUCCACAGAAAUGUGAAAAAGUUGAAUGGCCCUUUGGAAAAAUACAUCUAUAUAAUGGGAAUACAAGAAAGAAAUGAGAAGUUGUUUUACAGAAUACUGCAAGAUGAUAUCGAAAGUCUAAUGCCAAUUGUAUAUACACCAACAGUUGGUCUUGCCUGCUCCCAGUAUGGACACAUCUUUAGAAGACCUAGGGGAUUAUUUAUUUCAAUCUCAGACAGAGGUCAUGUUAGAUCAAUUGUGGAUAACUGGCCAGAAAAUCAUGUUAAGGCUGUUGUGGUGACUGAUGGAGAGAGAAUUCUGGGUCUUGGAGAUCUGGGUGUCUAUGGAAUGGGAAUCCCAGUAGGAAAACUUUGUUUGUAUACAGCUUGUGCUGGAAUACGGCCUGAUAGAUGCCUGCCUGUGUGUAUUGAUGUAGGAACUGAUAAUCCAGCACUCUUAAAAGAUCCAUUUUACAUGGGUUUAUAUCAGAAAAGAGAUCGAUCACAACGUUACGAUGAUCUGAUUGAUGAGUUUAUGAAGGCCAUUACUGACAGAUAUGGACAGAACACACUUAUUCAGUUUGAAGACUUUGGAAAUCAUAAUGCAUUCAGGUUCUUGAGAAAAUAUCGAGAAAAAUACUGUACCUUCAAUGAUGAUAUUCAAGGGACGGCUGCAGUUGCUCUAGCCGGUCUGCUUGCAGCCCAAAAAGUCAUUGGUAAACCGAUCUCAGAACACAGAAUCUUAUUUCUUGGAGCAGGAGAGGCUGCUCUUGGAAUUGCAAAUCUUAUAGUUAUGGCUAUGGUGGAAAAUGGCCUCUCAGAAGAAGAGGCGCAAAAGAAAAUCUGGAUGGUUGACAAAUUUGGUUUAUUAUUUAAGGGGCGGAAAGCUACAAUAGACAGUCAUCAGGAACCAUUUGCUCACUUAGCCCCAGAGAGCGUACCUGAUACUUUUGAAGAUGCAGUAAAUAUACUUAAGCCUUCAGCUAUAAUUGGAGUUGCAGGAGCUGGCCGACUUUUCACUCCUGGUGUAAUCAAAGCCAUGGCUGAUAUCAAUGAGAGGCCUGUAAUAUUUGCAUUAAGUAAUCCUACAGCACAAGCUGAGUGCACAGCUGAAGAAGCAUAUACACUUACAGAGGGAAGGUGUUUGUUUGCCAGUGGCAGUCCAUUUGAGCCAGUGAAACUCAGUGAUGGGCAAGUCUUUAUACCAGGUCAAGGAAACAAUGUAUAUAUUUUUCCAGGUGUGGCUUUAGCUGUUAUUCUCUGUAACACCCGGCAUAUUAGUGACCAUGUUUUCCUAGAGGCUGCAAAGGCUCUGACAAAUCAAUUGACGGAUAAAGAGCUAGCUCAGGGGAGACUUUACCCGCCACUUGCUAAUAUUCAGGAAGUUUCUAUUAACAUUGCUAUUAAAGUUACAGAAUAUCUAUAUGCUAAUAAAAUGGCUUUCCGAUACCCGGAACCUGAGGACAAGACCAGAUACAUUCGAGAAAGAAUAUGGCGAAGUGAAUACGAUUCCCUGCUGCCGGAUGUGUACGAUUGGCCAGAGCCUGCGUCACGCCCUCCACCAACAACGGAAUAGAAGCACACCACUGAUAAACACUUUCCAUGCUUCAGGGACUCCUUUCUUCAGACAAAAAGAGAGGACGUUCUCAAAUUUAUGGGUUUUUUCUGUGUUUUAUUCUCCCCUACCACUUUGCUUAUUUUUUCCCAUGAAUCUCCACUUCUGUCUGUACAGGAUGGACCUGUUGACUACAUUGUUAAUGCCCACCUGCACCCUGAAAUCAGAUAACCAUUAUGCUUUCAUUCUGAUUUGUAGCUCAUACCACAUCAGAGAUAUUAAAAAGAUACUUGCGAGUGUCUUCAUUUGUGCUCCUGUUCACUCUUGCCAAAGUAUUUGCUAUUUACUAUUAUAGCUAAUCAUCUUCUCUCACCCAGUUCUUCUAGGGCUACUAAAAUAGAAAUUUACUUCUGUGGAUAUGAGUACAGAAUUUUGGGAAGAAGCCAAAUUUAACCAAAUUCUAAGGACAAAUUGUCAGUAUCUAAAAAUGUCCUUUUAUUUCUGCUUCAUUUUACCUUCAUGCUCUGAAAUUCCUUUUCAGUAGAUAGAUCAGGAAAAAUCUACUCUAUUAUGUAUUUUCUGGGACUAAACUGAGGCUUAACUAUAACGUGGGAGAAAUGUGAAGUACUGCCGCCUUUAGACAAAUAAACUAGUCAUUGUUUUCAACAGUGUAUAAAAAAAUCUCAGUGUAACUUUUUAAAAUAAAUAUCUUAAAUUGCUUCAA
Messenger RNA from Orcinus orca (killer whale), 2712 nucleotides. RefSeq names its product malic enzyme 2 (gene ME2). NCBI's taxonomy places the organism in Eukaryota, Metazoa, Chordata, Mammalia, Artiodactyla, Delphinidae. The record is from RefSeq and is a predicted model, not a curated record. Gene Ontology annotation, cellular component: mitochondrion. The transcript is spliced from 16 exons. Gene Ontology annotation, molecular function: malate dehydrogenase (decarboxylating) (NADP+) activity; malate dehydrogenase (decarboxylating) (NAD+) activity; NAD binding. Gene Ontology annotation, biological process: malate metabolic process; pyruvate metabolic process. The coding region runs from base 255 to 2009 and encodes 584 amino acids.